Molecule: messenger RNA, 1701 nt
Organism: Lodderomyces margitis
Lineage: Eukaryota; Fungi; Ascomycota; Pichiomycetes; Serinales; Debaryomycetaceae
Exons: 1
Coding region: 1-1701 (566 amino acids)
Source: RefSeq, a predicted model, not a curated record
AUGGAUGAGAUUUUGAGUUCAAAGAGAACACAACUCGUGGAGCUUAUAAAUACUGUUAUUGGUAAAGAGUUUGACGCAUAUGGUGAGGAUUAUUAUGCAAACGCAUUUACAAGUUACAAAGAUGCGACAAUCGAUCAAUUGAGCCUUGACGAAGCCCAGUUCAAGUUUGAGGAGCCAGACGAUCUCAGUGAAGCAGAAAUUGAAAAGUUUAAUGAAACUGUAUCCUCGAAACUAAAAGAAACUCUUUUAAAUACAAGCUUUCAAAAAGUGUUAUUGUCCCUCAUCGAAGAACACAUUAAGAGUGAAAACAGCCACCUAAUAGGUAAACUUGCACUCACAUUGGACUAUUUAUUGUGGUUAGCACUCGAGGUGGACCGUUCCACGAAAUUAUCAUUUUACUAUUGCUUGGAGGUCGUCCUGAAUCAGCUUUUCUCAAUCUCAACCAAUAAGGUUGAAUGUUUUUGGUCUUAUGUGGAGUCAAGAUUACCAAUAAUUCAAAGCCAAUUAUUUGAAAAUAGCUUUGCCGAGAGAAUUUCAAUUCUUCUGCUUGGGAAUUCGUUAACUGACAGAUAUAAUACUCUGAUAACGGGAAUUCAAACCGAUUCUACGAUGAAGGAUACCAUUAAUGAUAGAUUUCAAUUCCGAGUGCGAAUGUUUAUGACCGAGUUACUUGCGAUUGACGACAACACUGGUCUUAACAAGUACUUUCACACCCACAAUGUAAUCCCCCCUCACAUAGAAACCAAAGACGUGUUUAUAAGCGAUGUCUUGGAAAUACAGAAAAUGUUCAACGACCCAUUAUAUUAUCUUAGAAAGAGCAAUGUAAUGAACUUUACCAAGAUGACAGAAAAGCUAUACAGAGUUUACGGACAAUUAGUUGAAGAGGAAUUGCGGUUUAGAAAAAAGAAUCCUCUCCCUGAACAAUUUAGCUUCUUGGAGCCAAAAAGUGAGCCAGAGAAGGAAUAUUUGCACCAAAAGUAUCUCCACCGCGAAUACGUGCCCGAAUCUUACCUUGAAUCCAAUUUUGGAAAGGAAUCAAAGUCAGAACAGAGUCAGAACACAGAUUACAAGUUUCUAUACCAUCGAAUGGAAAUUUCAAAGGUGAGAAUGCAGUAUCUUUUGAUGAUUUAUAUUUUGUCUGUAUUUUACGUUGAACUCACCCCUAGUAGCAAAAGCGAGUUCAUGGAAAGCAUUGGUGCACCAACAACAACCAAACACAUCACCGAAGAUUUUCCACCCAUCGGCGCCGUCAAGAAGUACACGGAAAUCAAAACUGAGCUAUCUACAGUAUUAAAGAAGAUCGACCCUUCGUUGCUGUUUUUGUUUAUACACUUGAGUCUUGAUGAAAAGAUUUGGUGGAAGUGGUUGCUUCAUGGCAAGGAUGAGAAAAAUGAAGGCUUUUUUGUUGACAAAAUCUUGAAACCUGAAAUACUUGCGGCCAGGGAGGACGCGUUCAAAAAUUUGUAUCCGUAUAAGAACAAGAGGAGCUUCAACACUUAUGUAACCCCCCAAGUGUCAAAGAAAAUGCGAACAGAAAGGGGAUUAGAAAAACUAGAACAAGCUGCCAAAUUUGACUCCGAAAAGGCAACAGAGGAACUUAGCAGUGUUGAAAAGGAGCUAGAAAGUGGAAGCAAUGACGAGUUGAGGGACAAGAAGUCUUCUUAUUCUUGGAAAUUGCUUAGAUGGAAAAGAAAUGUAUAA